Populus euphratica (Euphrates poplar) is the source of this 2083-nucleotide messenger RNA. RefSeq names its product transcription factor bHLH112. Gene Ontology annotation, biological process: regulation of transcription by RNA polymerase II. The record is from RefSeq and is a predicted model, not a curated record. The transcript is spliced from 8 exons. Bases 137 to 1588 code for a protein of 483 amino acids. Gene Ontology annotation, molecular function: DNA-binding transcription factor activity, RNA polymerase II-specific; protein dimerization activity; RNA polymerase II cis-regulatory region sequence-specific DNA binding. NCBI's taxonomy places the organism in Eukaryota, Viridiplantae, Streptophyta, Magnoliopsida, Malpighiales, Salicaceae. Gene Ontology annotation, cellular component: nucleus.
AUUACAUUCCCUCAACCAUACAAUACAGAGCUUCAUUAUAAAGAGAGAUAGCUAAGCUAAGCUCCAAGUCACUGGUUGAAAGAAGACACACCUACAAAGAGAACUCGGAGAUUAUUAAUAUAACAAGUUUUUGGCCAUGGCGGAGGAGUUUCAGGCCGGGAUUUGUGGCGAAAACUGGUGGAUGAAUUCGUCGAAAAGCGUGUUCAUGGGCGGCUUGUCACCAUGUUCUACGGUGAGCAUCGCUAGCGAUCAUAUGGAAACUUAUGGAUCAUGGACCACGGCUGAUAUGGUAGACUUGAAGGCAAGGUCAAUAUCAUGCAAGGAGUCUAAUCAUAUUACUACCUCAGUGUCCGAUACCUCUAUACCUUUCCUAAAUUCUCAGAAACCUCAACAGGCUGAUUCAGAUAGUGGUGGUAGCAGUAUUUUGAUUGACUCCACCUUGCAAAUGAUGGGGUAUGGCCUUUCGUCGUCAUCUUCGUCAUCAUCGGAUUGGAACCCAGCUUUUCUUCCUGGGAAUGGAAGAACUGAGAGUUACAAUUCCAUGAUGCAAGAAGAGAUGAAUUCAGCAGGACUAAACUCUUCUCAAAUCCAAAAAGAUUGGAGCCCAAAGAGCUAUACAAGCACUGCUGAAGAUUUUUCCUUGGAUCAACGAAGGCUAAAUCCGGUUAACAGUUCCGGCAAUUCGCCACCAACGUGCCAGGGAUUUUCUACGGGCUUUUCAAUGGAGCCAUCAGCAUCUUAUGGCUACCCUUCAACAUUGAUACAAAGUUUAUUUGAACCUGAGCAUCCUCAACCACAACAAGCACAGUCUCUUUUCAACAACAGGUUUAUGAAUUACUUGUCGCCAACAGCUCCAAAUUAUGGGACCAACAUGACUGAAUUAUCAUCUCCUUCUUGGCCUAAAGUAUCUCCGUUAAUAAAAUCUUCUUUGCCAAAGCAACAGCCUAGCACUUUGCACUUUACUAACAACACACCCUAUUGGAAUGCCUCGCCAACUAGAAUAAACGAUAUUAGAGCAAACCUUUUACCCCCAUCACAGUCCCAAUUUCUUGUGCCAGCUUUUGAAGAGAAAUCCAAUUGCUCCAACCUCACUACAAAGCCUAGCAAAGAAGUUCGAGACUCGGUUUCGGUAGUUAAGAAAGGAAGCGAACCAGCUUUCAAAAGGCCUCGAAUUGAAACACCAUCUCCAUUACCAACCUUCAAGGUCCGGAAAGAGAAGCUAGGAGACCGAAUAACUGCCCUCCAGCAAUUGGUUUCACCUUUCGGAAAGACUGAUACUGCAUCGGUUCUCCAUGAAGCUAUCGAGUACAUCAAGUUCCUUCAUGAUCAAGUCAGUGUGUUAAGUACUCCAUAUAUGAAAAAUGGCAACCCCAUUCACCAUCAGCAGGCUCCAGCUGACAAACUGAAUGACCUAGAAGGGCCAAAACAAGAUCUAAGAAGCAGAGGACUAUGUCUUGUGCCUGUCCCUAGCACAUUUCCUGUUGCUAAUGAGACCACAGCUGAUUUCUGGACACCAACAUUUGGUGGUACUUUCAGUGUUGUAUCAAUCCAACCAAGAUGGAAGGAAAUGAUCAUAACUUCAAUAUAGGAAUUGAGAAGAUUAUAUUAGGAGCUGAGCUACUGCAUUGCUGUGCUAGCUAGUUGUAUCAGUCAUGAACGAAAAGCUAAAGAAAACAAAUGAAAAAAGAGAAAAGGGAACUCAAGCUUCAUAGAUGGACAGACAAUGCUGGGCCAGCUGCAAGAAGAAUUAAUGAUGUUAGGCUAGCAAAUGAUCAUUAGGAGCCUCUGGAGAUCAAGAAUAUUAUAAAUAUCUAUAAGGAUUAUUAAUUAAUCCAAGGUGUAGUGCUGGUUAAUUAACUAGUAGUUUGAAGGUGGGAUUAGGCACAGGAACAACUGCUAAAUUCAGCUAAAUUUAACAAUAUUUGUGAAAUUAGAGAUUAAUUAUAUGUUGUUGAUUGUUAUAUAUGAGUGGGGUGAAGUUAGCAGAUUGGGAUAGUAGGCCUUUUGUUCCUGUUGCUCUAAGAUUGUUAUGGAUGGCACCACCAAUCCACCUUUUUUUCAAUAUAUUGGCAUUGUUAUUAUU